AUGAAUCGUUUCGAUAACGAUGAAGUUCCAAUUCUGUCGAUAGCACGUGCACAACAAUCCGAUGAACCUGAGAUUUCUUCGUUCCGAAGAAACGUAUUGAGGACACGAAGUGCCUCAAUGUCUAUUCCUAUGGUUUCUUUGGAUCAUCCAUAUGAGAGACGACUGAAUCUUGUUGGACAUACUGGUCCGCUUCGAUCUCCGAGGAAAACUCCGGAUGGCCAAAUGAGUGGUCCACUACAUGCUACUUCUGCAACUGCUGGAAAUACUUUUCAGAAUAGUUUAGUAGUGGCAGGAAACACAGUAGGAGAGAAUAGGAAGGAUGGAAAUCAUUGGGAUAAUGAUGAUGAUGACAGAAAAAAUGAGCACUUGUUGAGGUCUGGACUACUCGGAAUGUGUAAUGAUCCUUAUUGCACUACUUGCCCAACUUACGUCAAAGUUUCUCAGCAAAGAAAACCAAGAGGUUCCGCUAUAUUUGAUCCCAAGUUCCACAACUCUCUUUAUGGUGAUGCGAAAGGUUUUGGAAGAAAACUUCUUUCUCUCUGCUCUUUAUGUACUCCUGGAGUUAUGAACCCUCACACUAAAGUUGUACAACAAUGGAACAAGUUUUUGGCCAUAUUUUGCUUGAUCGCAAUUUUUGUUGAUCCAUUAUUUUUCUUCACAAUAUAUGUGGACAAGAAUAAAAUAAGUAUUGAUAUCGACUGGAAAAUGGCAAAAAUACUUGUUUUACUUAGAAGCAUAACUGAUGUUGUGUAUUUCUUGAACAUUCUUCUUCAGUUUAGGUUGGCUUAUGUUUCUCCUGAGUCAACGGUGGUUGGUGCUGGAGAUUUAGUUGACCGUCCCAACGAAAUUGCUAUUAAUUAUUUUAAGCGUUAUUUUUCAUUCGACUUAUUUAUUGUAUUACCUCUUCCUCAGAUAAUAAUAUUGUAUGUCCUACCAAAUGACUUGGGGUAUUCAGGAGCAAAUUAUGCCAAGAAUCUUCUUCGCCUAACGAUCCUAGUACAGUAUAUUCCUAGAUUGUUCAGAUUUUUGCCUCUGCUAAUUGGUCAGUCUCCAACUGGAUUCAUAUUCGAGUCAGCCUGGGCGAAUUUCAUUUUAAAUCUUCUCAUUUUUAUGCUGUCUGGCCAUGUUGUUGGUUCAUGCUGGUACCUCUUUGGUCUACAGAGGGUUAACCAAUGUUUGCGAGAUAAACGUACCUCUGAUUGUUUGGAUUCCUCGUCUGGUGCUUUUUCUUAUGGAAUAUAUGCCAAUGCUGUACCACUUACUAAAGAAAUUAGAGUGAUAAACAAAUAUGUGUAUGCACUAUUUUGGGGAUUCCAGCAAAUUAGUACUUUGGCUAGUAACCAAGUCCCAAGCUAUUUUGUGUGGGAAGUCCUCUUUACAAUGUCCAUCAUUGGAUUGGGACUCUUGCUUUUUGCGCUUCUCAUUGGAAACAUACAGAACUUUCUCCAGGCUCUCGGACGGAGGAGACUAGAAAAACAACUUAGAGGCCGUGAUGUUGAGCAAUGGAUGAGCCAUCGUCGUUUAUCAGAAGAACUCAAAAAGAGAGUACGGGAGGCUGAACGGUAUAAUUGGGCUGCAACAAGAGGUGUUUCUGAGAAAAUGGUUUUGGAGAAUUUGCCAGAGGAUCUCGUGAUAGAAAUACGGCGUCAUCUCUUCAAAUUUGUUAAAAAAGUUCGAAUAUUUUCACAUCUAGAUGAGGAAGAGCCUAUCUUAGAUGCCAUUCGUGAGAGACUAAUACAGACGCCAUACAUCAAAGAAAGCAAAAUUUUGAGACGUGGUGGUCUUGUACAGAAGAUGGUGUUUAUUGUGCGUGGAAAAUUGGAGAGCGUUGGAGAAGAUGGAAUUCCGGUUUCGUUAUCUGAAGGGGAUGCUUGUGGUGAAGAACUUCUAAGAUGUUAUCUUGAACAAUCUUCCGAAAGCAAAGAAGGAAAAAAAGUAAAGCUUCAAGGAAGGGGCUUGACUAGUGACAGAACAGUAAAAUGCUUAACCAAUGUGGAGGCCUUUUCUCUUCACGCUAAAGACAUUGAAGAAGUCACAACUCUUUUUGCAAGAUUCUUGCGGAGCCCCCGUGUUCAAGGAGUCAUAAGGUACGAAUCACGUUAUUGGAGAUCACUUGCAGCAAACACAAUUCAGCUGGCAUGGAGAUACAGAAAGAAGCGUCUAAGUAGCUCUCAUACCAGACAAAAUGAUUAUCAAACAUUGAACUCAUAG
Lathyrus sativus (Indian pea) is the source of this 2211-nucleotide messenger RNA. The record is from the annotation of a GenBank genome assembly. Lineage: Eukaryota; Viridiplantae; Streptophyta; Magnoliopsida; Fabales; Fabaceae.